Messenger RNA from Zygotorulaspora mrakii, 240 nucleotides. RefSeq names its product Mco10p (gene MCO10). The record is from RefSeq and is a predicted model, not a curated record. NCBI's taxonomy places the organism in Eukaryota, Fungi, Ascomycota, Saccharomycetes, Saccharomycetales, Saccharomycetaceae. Gene Ontology annotation, biological process: proton motive force-driven ATP synthesis. Bases 1 to 240 code for a protein of 79 amino acids. The transcript has a single exon.
AUGGGGCAGGCUUAUAAAAUUUUUGGAAUGGCAGUGAAGCCGCAUUAUUUAGCCAUUGCCACUCUUUUGGGAACAUUUGGAGGUGCAGCCUAUUUCACUGGCGGUGGCAGCAGCACCGACAACUCGAACAAGAUCGCUAUUGAUGAGAAAGUAAAUCAAACCGAUGUAUCAAGUGAAAAUAUUGACGUUGAAAAACUCUUAGAUAACUUACUGAAGGAUUCGAAUGAGGAAAAAAAGUGA